UUCCAGACCUAUUUAUGAAUAACGACAUGGGCAGAACAAAUCAAUCUCUUGUGACACAAUUUAUCAUCAUUGGCUUUCCAGAUCUGGAGAAAACUCAAGGAUUUCUGUUUGCACUGCUGAUUAUUAUCUAUGCCUUCACAAUAUGUGGUAACCUCACAAUUAUCUCUCUUAUAUGUACUCACCGUCAUCUUCAUGUUCCUCUUUACCUUUUUGUUGCUAUUCUUUCCUUCCUGGAAAUAUGGUACACGGCAGUAACAAUCCCUAAAAUGCUUACAAAUAUGCUGAAUGAGAACAUAAUUUCAUACGUUGGUUGUCUAUUACAAAUCUAUUUCUUACAUUGUUUGGGUAUCACUGAGACCUAUAUUCUCACAGCAAUGGCCUACGACCGUUAUAUGGCCAUAUGCGAUCCAUUGAGAUAUCCGUCCAUAAUGACCACGUCAUGCUGUUUCCAGCUAGCCGGAUGCUGUUGGGUUAUUGGUUUUCUUGGUCCACUAACUCAGGUCCUCUUGCUUUCCAAGCUUUCCUUCUGUGGUUCUAACAAGAUAGAGCAUAUCUUCUGUGACUUUACUCCGCUGAUGAACUUGGCCUGUUCUGACAUUUCCUUGAAUGUCAAUGUGGACUUCUCCAUAAAUUCAUUCCUUCUCUUUUUUGCAUUUUGUUGCAUCAUUUUGUCUUAUCUAAAAAUAAUUUCAGCUGUAUUAAAAAUAAGCACAACAGAGGGACGUAAAAAAGCCUUUUCUACCUGUGGUGCUCACCUUACUGUUGUCCUACUCUUCUUUGGGAGUGUGGCCUUUAUGUAUGUGAGGCUAACCAAAACUUACUCUGUUAACUAUGAUCGGAUUAUGGCCGUUAUAUACUCAGUUUUGACACCGAUGUGUAAUCCAAUCAUAUAUAGCCUAAGAAACCAAGAGAUAAGAGUGCUGCUGGGGAAGAAAAUAAAAUUACUCAAUAAUUAA
Pelobates fuscus (common spadefoot toad) is the source of this 956-nucleotide messenger RNA. Its product is annotated as olfactory receptor 6N2-like. Gene Ontology annotation, biological process: G protein-coupled receptor signaling pathway. Gene Ontology annotation, molecular function: olfactory receptor activity; G protein-coupled receptor activity. Lineage: Eukaryota; Metazoa; Chordata; Amphibia; Anura; Pelobatidae. The record is from RefSeq and is a predicted model, not a curated record. The transcript has a single exon. The coding region runs from base 15 to 956 and encodes 313 amino acids. Gene Ontology annotation, cellular component: membrane.